Molecule: messenger RNA, 4582 nt
Organism: Chilo suppressalis (striped riceborer)
Lineage: Eukaryota; Metazoa; Arthropoda; Insecta; Lepidoptera; Crambidae
Source: the annotation of a GenBank genome assembly
UUGUCUUAUAAUGCUGUCGCUUUCUGUUUAACUUCUAAUUUUUCUGCCCACGGCGUUUGACUUAGUUGAGUUGAGUUUUAGAGAUUAAUACUGCAAAUGCAAUAGAUACUGCAAUUGAAUGAAAUGUAGUUCCCAAGUUAAGUGCUGUAUUGGGACAGUUUUUGAAAUCAGACACAUUGUUUGGUAUCGGAUGUAUGGUCAAUCAUGGCUGAUAAAGAACAGGUUGUACAAGCCCUCCGUGCUACCCUAAUAUCUGUUAAAGGAGCAUUGACUAUAAAACAGUGUAACCGAGAUUACAGAGAACUACAAGGAGAAUGGAUUCCAUAUAAAAAGUUAGGAUAUACAACUUUGGAGAAGUUAUUUCUCGAUGUUCCUGGUUUUAAAGUGACACAAAUUAAUGGCGAAUGGUAUGUUGAUGCCAUAGCUAGUCAAGAAACUCAACAUAUCGCAUCCAUGGUGGCACGACAAAAACCUAGUAAAAAAGCUAAUUUAAAGUUAAGUUAUUCGAAUCGAUUUCCGAAGAGACAAUAUUCAUGGCGCAAACCAGUGGCAGCAACCAGUUAUACUUCUAAUUAUGAUAAUCAAUACUCAAACCAAUAUUAUAGGGUGAAAAGUGGAACCCCUUUUUAUAAUAAUAAUUAUAGUAGUCAUAAGUUUAAUACCAGUAAAAACAGUUCUUAUAAGACAAACGAUACGAAAAGUGCUCCACAAAUAGUUAAACAAGUGACGAAAUCUUCGAAUGAUUACUCCGAUAAACGUGCAUCUCAUGUAGCUAAAAACAUUAAUUUGACUACAGGUGUACGAGAAGUUAAUAUACUUUCUGAGGAGUUUACACAUUCCGCAUUAGCCGAAAGCGAAUCAGAUGGGAAGCCUUCUGGAAAAGUCUCGGCUUCUCAGAGGCUUUCAAACCUUAGAGAUCGUUUGAAUACUGUCGAUUUGAUACCUCUGCAGUUACCGGCCGCGAAAAAUGAAUGCUUAGAAUAUAGUGGUCCUGUUACUAAUGUCACUCCAGCACAUAAACUCGAACCUCCACCAGAUACAACAUCAUCGGUAGAGAAGCUUGAGUGGACUUGUAGAAAACUAGGACUGCCACAGCCCGUGUUUAAGGUGCAUAAUGUUACGCCUAAACGAGGACCUGUUAGUUAUGACUGUACAGUGAAAGUUGGUACUUCCUAUUUUGCUUCAUCUUAUCCGGACUCAUCACCAUCGGAAAAUUUAGCAAAAGAAGUAGCUUCAGUGAAGCUGCUAAAUGUAAUUGAAAGUUCACAAGCCUGCGGUAUGCCCACGUCUUCUACAAGCAACGCCAUUGCAUGCCUCACAAAAUUAGUUGAUGAACAUGAAGCGGGUCUGUGGGCUAGCACUGUGCCACAUUUGUACAGAGAAAAGUAUGGUGAGAAUUUACCAAGUAACUGGCAAGAACUCGUGGAAAAUUGUCCACAGAUAAUUAAAGAUAGAGUUGUUAAUGGACUUUUAGUGCUUCUUCCUAACAAUGAGGAAGUCACUCCACCUCCACCUCCUCAGACCGACUCCACAGUUGGAGAUGACACGAUCGAUAGUGACUUGCCUCCUCUCAAAUUUCCAGAAGAUGACUUUUGGAACGUAUUUGUAACGGUUGCAAACUCAACACUUGAAAUCUGGCUUCGGAUUAUUGGUCCACAAUAUAGUGAUGCUUUCGAAUCACUAUUGGUGGAUAUGGCCGCUUACUACGAACACUCUGGCACAACUGUUGACAGAUCAAUGCUAAUAAAAAAUGCUUGGUACGCAGUCAACGUAGAUGACGGCGGAUGGCAACGCGCUAAAAUAAUGGAAAUCGAUGAUGAUACAGCGUCUGUCUUUCUGGGUGAUCAUGGAGAUGAUGAUGUAGUCAGUAUACAUAAAAUAAAAAUUUUGGAGACUCAAUUCAGAAGACUGUCUGCUCAGGCGAUACUGUGCCGAUUGGAGGGCGCGGAAGAGCUAGCGGCAAGCGCAGCGGGCGCGGCGCUAGUGCGGCGGCGACUGCCGGGAGAGGUGCUGGUGGCAGCACCGGGUCCGCGCACCGACCCGCAUGACCCGUCCGUGGCGCUCGUACUCUACGAUACCUCCACGCAGCGCGACCUCAAUCUCAACAAAGAGAUCGUGCACGACUUCUGCAUGGCCGCUGCGUUCAACAUCACCCAGAAACCGUGUGAGGUGGAGGUCGGGUGCGUGAGUGAGGAGGGCCGCGUGUGGGUGUCGCGCGCGGGCGGCGCGGACGUGGUGCGCGACGCGCUGGCGCUGCUCACCGCCGGCCCGUACCGCCGUCCGCUGCCUGCCGCGCCGCACGCGCCCUCGCCCAACGCGCACACGCUCUACAUCGUACGCACCCUCGCCGGCGACUGGGUUCGUUGCACAAUAAUAAGCGGCUUGGACGGCGAAGGCACUGUUCGGACGCAGCUGGUGGAUAGCGGACUGAUUCUUCGAGCGCCUCUAUCAUCUCUAGUGCCGUUGCAAAACUUUUCGCCCGCUUUGAGUGCUUUCCCUUGGCAGGCAAUGCAGGUACGCCUUGGUGCUGCGGAGCGCGCGGCUAGCAGCAUGGUGCCGCGACUACGCGAGCUGCUCCUAGGCGCGUGCGUGCUGUGCCGCGCCCUGCCACCCGCCAGCCACACGCCGCCACACGUAGAGCUGUUCGUACGCACCGGCCCGCAGAACAUCCUCGCCUCCGUCAACAACGCCGUCCUCAUGGAGUUCGAGUACCUGCAGCUGGACAAAUCCAAGGAGGAGGAGAAGGAGCCCACCAAUCACGUGGAGGAGCUGCACAAGAAGAAAGAGCGCAUCUUCCGCAGCCUGUCAUCUGUCGCGGCGGCGGGAAGUGGGGCGAGCGGCGUCCUCAGCGAGCAGUCGUCCGCGCCCGCUGCGCUGCCGCCGCCCACUCUGCCCGCUCCCGGGAAGUGCUUCGACGUCUACAUAGCCAUGGCCGCCAACCCGUGGAACUUCGUGGUGCAACCGAACAGCACUAGGCCGGCUCUCCAAGCAAUGAUGUCCACUCUACAAACCGAAUGUCCAAAGUUAACUGAAGCAGACGCUCCCAUUAAACCGGCCAGUGGCGAGCUGUAUACUGUGUAUUAUGACAAGGAUUCCUCAUGGUAUAGGGUGACAAUCGCCGGCGCCGUGUCCGCAGAAAUGGUGUCUGUGUAUUUUUGUGAUUAUGGAGACCUGGCCUUGUUUCCAACGAAAGACUUGCGACCGGUCCCGCCUGAAGCGCCGCUUGCCCGAUCGUUGCCACCGCAAGCGAUUAAAGCACGUCUUUAUGAUGUGUGGCCCCUUCAUCAGGACUGGACUGUAGAAGACUGUAUCAGAUUUCAAGAAUUAUGUGUAGAGCAGCAAUUCGUCGGGAUUUGUAAGGAUGUCGGCAAAGACCCUCUUAAUCCCAAUGAACCACUUCUAACCCUUGACCUCAUUGACACCUCUACCGAUGAGGAUAUUUAUUUGAAUAAGCAAUUAGUUGCUGAAAGUCGAGCACGACUUGCCUCUGCUUCUUAAUUAUUCAUUCAUUGUAUAUAAAAUUUCUGCUUUUUGUUGUUAUAGCCACAAAAAAACAGUAAAUUAAAAAAAAAGUGUAUUACGUUCCACUAUUUUGUGUAUACUCAUUGUUGAUGUUAAUUUUUAUAUUGAAAUAAUAUCCUGCAUUAGGAUCUUUGUUAAACACUUUUCCAUUUUAAGUAGUAUUAUUAAGAUAUAGCAUUGAAAUUUUUUUUUCUAUCUGUUAUGAUAAAUUCUUCCAGUGUAUUUUUAACUUAAAUCUAACCUGAUUUGUUUAUGCUACUUCUAUGCGCGUAUGGUAAGAAAUUUAGGUAUUACGUCGCGAUCGAGUUAUCAAAGGUGAUAAAUGUCCACUUUUCAAAUAUGUAGCUUGCCGAAUGAUAACACUGUAUGUUAUACUUGUAGUUAUAACAAGUACGAGUGUACUAUAUAUUUAUAACCAAGUGACUGUCACUUCAUUGAAUCUUAUUUAGAUUUUAUUUGUGGAAUAACUUUAUCUAAGACUGUCCGAGUACAUAUUAAACAUUACAUUCAAAUUCAAAGAAUAUUUUUUGGCUCACUAUAUUAGUCUCAAUAAAUAAUUGAUGUUGCAGAAUUCUGUAUGCACUCAAAAAUAAAAAUAUGGUAUCUAUCUACAUCUGGUUUGCAUUUUUCCAAUAUAAUUAUAAGUAUUUUCAGUGUCAAAAGUCUUCUGCAACCACGGCACCCUAUGUAAUCAGAUCAGUAACACAAUCAUCUUCGAUCCCAAACCGCGCGGACUAAAUUAGGGUUCGCUUCCACAGAAGCGGAGCUGACUAGAGAUAGCUUCCCUUCGAUUGAAGCUGCACGAAGUUGGGUGUUGCAGACCUAAACUGUGUAGAUGUAUGUGAGGAACAUGAAUGUUAGACAAUUUUUGUCUUGCUCAUCUUCUUUUUAUUAUUUUUAUUGGGAGGCUCUGCUGAGGUUGUUGAGCUUUAUAUUGAGAUUCUACAAGUGUCUGCCAUAACCACUAUCAUCGGCAAAUCGGUGAGUGAUGUACUCGCCGUUGAUGCUGGUGUCGAGUCCGCUCCAAUCUAGAAGCUUAGGCUCGUAUUACAGAAUGACA